CGUGUGUGCUCGACUGCUCGUGCAACCAAUGGUCAAUUAGAGUGUGCAUGUGUGUGACCAAUAGUCCGUAUACGGAGCGGAGGCAAGUAAUUUUAACAAGAGCUGAAGAGGAUUGAACUUUCAAUCAGUUAUUUCGAGAUCUAGUUAGAACUUUGCUCUCUGUAAAUGGUGAGUGGAGCCAACGGAGUUCAGCGAAUCAACCAACAUAACAGAGACUGAAGCUUUUGGUCUAGCCUGGCCCACACCAAGGCACCCCCCCACCCGGCUGCAAAAUUAUUUCCCCCUCUUGAGCUCUGGACUAGCCAAGAUAUUCCUUAGAGUUAAAAGAUGGCAGAUUCCACUACUGGUAAACGGGAUUGGUAUAUUGCAGAACUUGAAGAGGAAUCUGAAGAAAUAGAGACCUUGGCCUCAAAGAAGAAACCUAGGUCAGAUGAUCAUGUCAGCAGCAGUUGCAUUGAUUCUGUUUCAGGGCUUGUUAUGCCAAGGCCAGACUGUGAAGUUACUUGUAAGGUCGCAUCCUCUUCAUCCCAGUCGGUUACAUCUGUAAGCAUUUUACAGCAUGAAGCAUCAUCCAGUUCCAUGCCCUCUUUAGGUUUGAAGCCUGAAGGUUGCCUUGCAACGGUGACUCUUCACACUGAAGAGGUAGGUAAAAGUGAGAGCUUGCAAGAAGCUAUUUGCCGAGAAGGAAAAGAAGAAGGAGUUGUAAAAUUACCUUGUGAAGACCAAACUGAAGAUGCAGGAGACAGACAGGACGUAUCAAGUGAAAGGUCACAGAAGACACAAGUUCUUGUCGGACUGAAAGAGACUGAUGUAGGCAUUGUAGAGUAUAUGUCUGAUCAUGAAGGCGUCCCUGGAAUUCUGAAGCAGAGGUACCGGGAUUUCCUUGUAAACGAGAUUGAUGAGCAGGGUCAGGUUAUUCGACUUACUGAUAUGAAAUGCCCAGAGAAAAAAUCAAUUCUCCCAUUUGACCAUAAUGAAGUGUUGAGCAAAGAAGACCAAGAGAAACUGUCUGCACUGAAUGUAGAUCAAGACAAGAAAGCUGAAUAUGCUUUCCAGGUCACAGAUGAUAAAGAGCAGCGCACUAAAGUUCACCAGGCCAUCAGACAUCUAUUCCCAAAGCUUGAUAGCAGUACAGUGGAAGAAGGAGGCAAGAAGAUGGUUAAGGUUGUCAAGGGUAGUGGAGGGAAACGAGGAAGAUGGCCGAAAGAGACACCCAAAUAUUGUCGCUUUGUGCUGUACAAGGAGAACAUGGACCUUAAUGAGGCACUCAAUAUACUUGCCAAGUACCUCCACAUUGGACCUCAUCACUUCCAAUAUGCAGGGUCAAAGGAUAAAAGAGGAGUCACAGUUCAAGAAGUAACUGCUCACAGGUCAGUGAAAUUAGCACAUUGAAUAUAGGCAAAAGAUAGUAUCUGUACAGACUCUAUGAGGAGUUGCAGAAUCUAGUGAUGAACAAUGGAUUAACAGGUGAUUAAUGAGCUUUAGGUAUCAGCUGAUUUUUCACAUGAUGUGCAUUCUAACUGCAGUUCCAAUGUGUUAUUUUAUAAAGCAAAUUAGCUAAAAAU
Messenger RNA from Lytechinus variegatus (green sea urchin), 1565 nucleotides. Its product is annotated as pseudouridylate synthase 7 homolog. The record is from RefSeq and is a predicted model, not a curated record. NCBI's taxonomy places the organism in Eukaryota, Metazoa, Echinodermata, Echinoidea, Temnopleuroida, Toxopneustidae. Bases 328 to 1392 code for a protein of 354 amino acids. The transcript has 8 exons. Gene Ontology annotation, cellular component: nucleus. Gene Ontology annotation, molecular function: pseudouridine synthase activity; RNA binding. Gene Ontology annotation, biological process: pseudouridine synthesis.